Molecule: messenger RNA, 2073 nt
Organism: Oryzias melastigma (Indian medaka)
Lineage: Eukaryota; Metazoa; Chordata; Actinopteri; Beloniformes; Adrianichthyidae
Product: LRRN4 C-terminal-like protein
Exons: 2
Coding region: 950-1711 (253 amino acids)
Molecular function (GO): protein binding
Source: RefSeq, a predicted model, not a curated record
AACAGAAAAAAAGCUUAAAAAGCACCUUUUUGUAUGAAUACUUUGCUGUUUAACUUCCUUUUCUUUCUUUAGACUACAAAUUCUGUUUGAUCAAUGCAGCUAAAAGACAAAAAACUUCAAAAUACAAAAUUGCUAUUAUAAAAUGGUCAACCCCUACCAAGGGUUAAAAAAAGGUAUUCCAUCUCCCAAUCAUCCCUCUUUAUCCAUCAGUCAACAGGCUAAAUGGAGGCGUCAGACAUCUCAUCCAAGAUUUUAGUAAAAGCUCUUGUGUAACUUCUUUGAAGUUCAGAACCCUGGUACUUUUCCUCCCCUCUGUGCCAUGGUGCCACUUGAAAAAAGCUCACAUUCAAAGUCAACUUUACCCCAUAAAAGGAGAAAAGAAAAAGAAAAUGUCUGUGGCUCCAGUUCUCUGUGGCAGAGGGGACAAACGAGAGGUGAAGGGGGGGUUCUGUAAGAAAUACACAGGCGCACAUUCCUCACCCCCUACCCCGACGGGCUCACAUAAACACUCUCAAGUGACCUUAUGUGUUCUGUUCCUCUCUGCAAGAGCACCUGCAGAGCAUGUGGGAAGUUCAGCUUUGAACCGAGGAAUCAGGAACAGAUAACUGCACUUUCGGGUUACAGAAGCCCCACGACAAGCACAAACCUGCCUCCUGCUGCUGCUGCCGCUCUGAAAAGGAACAGGCCACCCCCUUUCUCCAACACAUUUUCCAAACAUAAAGAGAGAGUGGGGCCCGUCGGAGCAGGAGGAAAAAAAACACAGAGCAUGAGAGAGGGAAAGAAGAGGGAGAGGCUCUGAGGGGAGAGUGUGAGGGGGUGUUGAGGAGGAGGAGAGUCUGAGAACCGGCUUAAAACUGUGAGAACGUCAGCCUGUUGAGAGCAAAGAGUGAAGGCAGCCAGAGUGUGAACAAAGGACGAGGAGAAUUCAACCCACCAGCACAGAGAAGAGAUGGCGUCACUGCAGAGGUUCCUGGCGGCACUUCUCGUUUUUGUCCCGCCUGUGAUUCAUGACAGCUUUUUCAGUUCUGCUGCGUCCACUUCCCCGCCCAACACUCGACAUCAGAUCGAAUUCGUGACAGGCCUGGUCUUAGACUAUAACUAUGGGGAUAAUUCUGAUGACAGUCCCAACCCUGACCUGGAGGUGCGGUCGUCUGUAAGGACUCCCAUCUUUGCUGAGAAGCCUCAGUACUGCAAGUACGACGCUUGCUUGGAGGAUCAGGAACCCUGCGACCAACUUGCAAUGAAAUUUGGGUGCCUUUGUCCUGGGAUGAGUGGAUCUGAAAUAGCUCCUCACCCACCUUUCAUUAAAGCACUGCUUCCUGUUACUGAUGGAGAUAACCGAGGAAAGAUCGAGGUACAGUGGUGUGCUCCGUCCUCAGAGGUGACUUCUUACAGAGUUGUGGUUGAGGGGACAAAUAUUCCUGCUCUUGAAGUCGGGAAAGCAUCACGGAAAGGUUUGGUGGGCUCUCUGGAGGUGGGCACGAAGGUGUGCGUGGAAGCAGUGAACGAUGCCGGACAAAGCACACCCUCAGAGUUCUCCUGCAAGAGAUACGACCACACUGGGUCUUCUGGACAUGAACUGCUCGCCUUGGUCAUAGGUGGAGGAAUUGGUCUCCUCCUACUUCUCAUUGUAACAUCAGUGAUUUUCUGGAAAUUUCAGCUGUGUCGAAAGGCAAAGAGACCUUCUUCUAAUCGGUUGGGGAACCCAUAGACAACCCUGUAGGACAUUAGGGAGAAAAACGGGGCAAGGACAGUUCAUCCAAUCAUGUGGAACAAACCCAGACUCAUUUGGUAGGGCAACAUGAUCAUAAGGAAUUCUGUUUUUCACCACUUAUAGAAUAUAUUGAGCUGUUUAGACUCCUGUUUUAAGGAGACCAAAUCUGACUGUGUAAAACAUAGUGACUCAUCAAGAAACGCUAACAAAAAGUAUGUUUGUUUGGAGGAUUAGAACUACAGGUUUGUUUGCUGGCAGAUUAACCUUUUGUGUAGUUUGUAGUUUUAUGCUGUCUCAUAAUUUAUGUUGUACAUAAGUGCUCCCUAAAGGAAAUGAAUUAAACGUUUGUAUUAAAAAUG